AUGCACCGUAUUCGUUCUGAUAUAAUCACAUAUUAUCUACCCGAGACCACCGCAGUGCACCCGCAGAGGCUUGGGACCGAAUUGCCACUGCACCACUAUAUCUCUCCACGUGGUAGGCGCGGUUUAGAAGGCGAUCGAGCUACUUACUGUGUGCAAUGGCACAGGCAUUCAUCAGCAGCAUACGAUAACCCGAGCACAAGCAGAAAACAUGCUAUACACACCAAUCGUGGCAAUCCAGGAGACGCGUACGAGUGGGAUGUGAAUGGACUGGCGUUGUACUACCUUCCGCGGAUGUUGAAUACCCUGUCGGAGCUCUCACUAUCGGGCCCAUUGGCUGUGCUUGGUCAGUGCUUG
Messenger RNA from Sphaeroforma arctica JP610, 354 nucleotides. RefSeq lists its product as hypothetical. The transcript has a single exon. The record is from RefSeq and is a predicted model, not a curated record. The annotation marks the transcript as partial. Lineage: Eukaryota; Ichthyosporea; Ichthyophonida.